Messenger RNA from Acomys russatus (golden spiny mouse), 315 nucleotides. RefSeq names its product MIEF1 upstream open reading frame protein. The coding region runs from base 103 to 315 and encodes 70 amino acids. The record is from RefSeq and is a predicted model, not a curated record. The transcript has a single exon. Lineage: Eukaryota; Metazoa; Chordata; Mammalia; Rodentia; Muridae.
CCACAGUGUCUUAACAGGGCCCUGCUGCCGUCAAUUCUGAUUCUAGGCUUCUGUGUCUUCUCUUCUGUUUAGAGUGUGCCGCUUAGUCCUUGUCAGUCCCCCAUGGCCCCCUGGAGCCGAGAGGCGGUGCUGAGUCUGUACCGGGCUCUGCUGCGCCAAGGCCGAGAGCUUCGCUACACCGAUCGAGACUUCUACUUUGCUUCCAUCCGCCGUGAAUUCAGGAAAAACCAGAAACUUGAGGAUCUGGAGGCUCGGGAGAAGCAGCUGGAGAAGGGCCUGGUCUUCCUCCGUAGCAAACUAGGAGGCCUUGUUUAA